Messenger RNA from Oryctolagus cuniculus (rabbit), 5879 nucleotides. NCBI's taxonomy places the organism in Eukaryota, Metazoa, Chordata, Mammalia, Lagomorpha, Leporidae. The record is from RefSeq and is a predicted model, not a curated record.
AUGGUCACUCCCACUUCCUCCUGUGUGCAGUCCUGGUGUGUGUUCUGUACCCUGUGUGUCACCUGUGCUACCCUGCACACACGCAGACAUGGUCACUCCCACUUCCUCCUGUGUGCAGUCCUGGUGAGUGUUCUGUACCCUGUGUGUCACCUGUGCUACCCUGCACACACACAGACAUGGUCACUCCCACUUCACCUGUGUGCAGUCCUGGUGAGUGUUCUGUACCCUGUGUGUCACCUGUGCUACCCUGCACACACACAGACAUGGUCACUCCCACUUCACCUGUGUGCAGUCCUGGUGAGUGUUCUGUACCCUGUGUGUCACCUGUGCUACCCUGUAUACACACAGACAUGGUCACUCCCACUUCCUCCUGUGUGCAGUCCUGGUGAGUGUUCUGUACCCUGUGUGUCACCUGUGCUACCCUGUAUACACACAGACAUGGUCACUCCCACUUCCUCCUGUGUGCAGUCCUGGUGUGUGUUCUGUACCCUGUGUGUCACCUGUGCUACCCUGCACACACGCAGACAUGGUCACUCCCACUUCCUCCUGUGUGCAGUCCUGGUGAGUGUUCUGUACCCUGUGUGUCACCUGUGCUACCCUGCACACACACAGACAUGGUCACUCCCACUUCACCUGUGUGCAGUCCUGGUGAGUGUUCUGUACCCUGUGUGUCACCUGUGCUACCCUGCACACACACAGACAUGGUCACUCCCACUUCACCUGUGUGCAGUCCUGGUGAGUGUUCUGUACCCUGUGUGUCACCUGUGCUACCCUGUAUACACACAGACAUGGUCACUCCCACUUCACCUGUGUGCAGUCCCGGUGAGUGUUCUGUACCCUGUGUGUCACCUGUGCUACCCUGUAUACACACAGACAUGGUCACUCCCACUUCACCUGUGUGCAGUCCUGGUGAGUGUUCUGUACCCUGUGUGUCACCUGUGCUGCCCUGCACACACACAGACAUGGUCACACCCACUUCCUCCUGUGUGCAGUCCUGGUGAGUGUUCUGUACCCUGUGUGUCACCUGUGAUACCCUGCACACACACAGACGUGGUCACUCCCACUUCCUCCUGUGUGUAGUCCUGGUGUGUGUUCUGUACCCUGUGUGUCACCUGUGCUGCCCUGCACACACACAGACAUGGUCACACCCACUUCACCUGUGUGCAGUCCUGGUGAGUGUUCUGUACCCUGUGUGUCACCUGUGCUACCCUGUAUACACACAGACGUGGUCACUCCCACUUCACCUGUGUGCAGUCCCGGUGAGUGUUCUGUACCCUGUGUGUCACCUGUGAUACCCUGUAUACACACAGACAUGGUCACUCCCACUUCACCUGUGUGCAGUCCUGGUGUGUGUUUGUGUUCUGUACCCCAUAUGUACCUGUGCUACCCUGCACACACACAGACAUGGUCACUCUCACUUCCACCUGGCAUGGAGCUCUCGUAGCCGUUUUCUGUCAUGCUCGCUGACGUUUCCUCUGUGCCUAGAGUGGUGCCUGGUUUGCUUGAUGACCUCUGAGUCCUUCCUGAGUGAGUGAAGGACAUCCGAGUCAGAAGGUCAUCCAGGUGACGGGGUGAGAGGCCGGCACUGUGGCAUAGCAGGUGAAGCUGCUGCCUGCGAACGCUGGCAUCACAUCUGGGCGCCAGUUUGUGUCCCUGCUGCUGUGUUUCCUAUCUGGCUCCCUGCGAAUGCACCUGGAUAAGCCACAUGAGAUGUCCCAAGUGUCUCGGCCCCUGCCGCUCAUGUGGGAGACAGGGAGGAAGCUCUUCUUCGGACUGGCUCAGCCCUGGCUGUUGCGGCCAUCUCGGGAAUGAAUCAGCUGAUGGAGAGAUCUCUCCCCCUGUCUCUCCCUCUCCCUGUGUAACUGACUUUCAAGUAAAUAAAUCUUUAAAAAGACAGUGUUCAGGAUCUGUAAUAACGAAAGUCGAGUGGAUGUGAAACUUUGGUUUCGUUUGCAUUUUACCCUGAGAGGUAGCGGAGGUAGGGUGAGGUUGUGAAAAUAAAAAUCCAGAAAGGGUUUAGAGCCUACGGAAGGAAGAAAGAAGCCACCCAAGGGGGAAGCAGCUCCGGCCAAUGGCAGUGUGUUCGCUUGUGUCUUCCCGUGAGUGACUCGAGCUGUGGCCUUAUGCAUGUCCUUAAGGAUGCAAAUGAGACUCAGAGGUUUUGUUAAAGUACGAGGUGAACACGUGCCGUGACAAACGUGUCACAGCCUGUGCAGCAGCUGGUGUUUGGGAGGAGCCGCGGGGACGGGUGCUCAGUGCCGCAAGGAUACCUGGGAAGUUUGCUCCCUCUCUAGGUCGGGGAGCAGCAGCGCAGAAUCCUAAGCGUCUCUUGCGGCGUUAGCUCGCUUGUUGCUCUUGGUUCCUUUGGGUUUCCGCCCCCUGCUUUGCCUCCUCCCUUCAGCCCCCUUUCUCUGAGUUUCAUGAACCUCACUCGCAGCACCCAACCUGCUGGGCAGAACCUUUUAUUCCUGGCCAGGAACGGUCAGCCCUGUGGCCGCAAGGCGGGUGAGGACGCCGCGGGCAGCCGGGCAGGGUGCAGUGUGCGUGUGGAACUCGUUGGCACCGCCCGACGAUCCCCGACUGCUGCGGACCCACUUGUCUUCCUCGCCACGUGGACUCCGCGAGCUGGGCGCGUUGCAUGGCCUCGUUUGUCAGAUGAGAGACCCACAUCCUGGCUCUUGCACUUCAUGGACAGUGGUGGUAAUUUUGGGCCAAGAACUAUGCUAAUUGCUGGACCUGUGUUUUCUUUUCUUUUUUUGAAGACUGACUUUUUGCAAGGAAGAGUUAAAGGGAGAUAUAUGUAUACAUAUACAUAUAUAUAUAGAGAGAGAGAGAGAAAGAGAGAGAGAUAGAUAUGGAGAGAGAGAGAGAUCUUCAUCAGCUGGUUUACUCCUCAAAUGGCCUCAACAGCCAAGAGUGGACCAGGCCAAAGCCAGGAGCUUCCUCUGGGUCUCCCACGUGGGUGCAGGGGCCCAAGCACUUGGGCCAUCUUCCACUGCUUUCCCAGGCCAUCCGCAGGCGCUGGAACAGAAGCGGAGCAGCUGGGACUCAAGACGGCACCCGUGUGGGAUGCCGGCGUCGCAGGUGGCGUCUUGCCCUGAUGUACCACAGGCCCUGCCCCGUGACCGUCCUUAGUCCUCAUAUCACUUCCUACAUACUGAAAGUUGCAGGCCAGGGUGCAACUCCAGGUGGCUCCGAGUGUGGAUGUUUUUCACGGGGGUCGUUGACAGGACCCCGCUGGUGCCCGAGCCUUCGAUGACUCAGCGUUCGGGCGAGGGGCGUGUCCCCAGCUCUCGGGGUGUAGCUGGAAGGAGGGGGGCGUCCACGGUCCCCGCCGUCCCACGCCCCCCCCUGGAGAGGUGCUGCCGGCAGUCUUGGGAAGGAGCCCGGUUCUCUCCCGUGCGCUGAGACUCCGCGCCGUUCCCUCCCGGCUUUCUGAGCGAGCCCUGCUCUCCUCUUCUGCCUGAGCAAAACGUGGCUGCAGAUGCCGCCUCCUCUCGCCUCCUGCGAUGCCUCUGCAAGGGUCAGCAGAGGCCAGCAUGCUUAAUAAGCCAGAAACGCACCGGCGGCCGCGUGCCAGCCGCGCAGCUCUCCCGAGUCAGUGCGGCUGGUGAGGCAGCCCUGAGCUGUCACUGGAGGUGCACAGCCGUGGGGCCCGGGUGGGAGCUGGCUGGCUGGCUGGCUGUGGGACGGGCAGAAGUGCUACUCCUCGUCCCUGUUCCCCCUGGGUGCUUCCGGAGCCCCAGCUGGUGCUCGCCGAAGCUCGUCCCGCCUGCCCAGGCCGUCUGCGGAGCCCGUCGGGGAAGCCACGUUCCCAGCACGUCCACGUGCAGCCUCGGAGGGAAGCCGAAGCCGCAGUUUUUUUGCUGCGGGGAUCGUCGGUCCGUGCCAGCGAGCCUCUGCAUGCACACUGCGCCCUGCCCGGCUGCCCACGGCGUCCUCACCCGCCUUGCAGGCCGCGAGGCUGACCGUUCCUGGCCAGGAAUGAAAGGUCUGCCCAGCAGGAUGGGUGAUCCGGUUCUGUGUCUGUCUUCGAGGGGCUCCUUUUGGCUGUCUGCUGGCUUGGCGGAAGGAGGCGCCCCGCGGCCAGCCCUGGGGGUUCUCGGUCUGAUGCCACCACGCAGGCCCUGGCAUCCAGUCUGCCCGGACCAUCUCACUACUCUGACAGGGGUCAUUUCCAGGCGGGCAGGUGCAGCCCAGCUCCGUUGCCUUGCCAAGAAGGUUGCUUUUGAAGCAGAGCAGUGGGCAGGCUUGCGGUCUCUCCGCCUCUGUCAGUGUAGACGCUUUGUACACGAUAGCUUGUACUUGGCAAAGAACCUCCUGCUCUCUGUGUCUCAGCGUGGGUUUAAACUCCAGAAGGGCACCACGUCGAGAUCGGCUGAUAAUCUCUCAUCCCAGUCCGAGCCACUGGUGUCGGCAGAUCUAACGACGACUUCGAGGCCCGCGCUGCAGGCGGCCCCAGCAGUGCGGGGUAACCCCGAGAGGGAGAGAGGCAGCACCCCGACUCUGAGGAGCCCAACGUCCUGCCGCCUCGGCCGACAGCGGGGAAACCAGGAGUGCACAGGAGGAGCAGCCGCGGCCCCUCAGCCGGCGCCCGACCCGGGCUCCUCCCUACCGAGAGCCGCCACGGGGCGGCCUGGCCAUGGCCCCUACAGUCUAGGGACCCUGAAGGGCACCCACACUUUGACGGGGACGAGAUGCUGUCCAGCUGCGACGUGGGCGUCCUUGGGUGUCGCCGCGCUGCAGCACAGGGGCCGGGCUUCUCCCUCUGCGAUCUGGGCGGCACCCGUGGCACUUCCCUUGGCAAGACGCGCGUCCCGGCCUGCACCUGUUGUCCGGUGCACGCCUGGAUGUUCAUGCUCCGCGGGCAGCACCGGCUCGUCACCCCGCAGGGGCCAGAGGAAGACGGAGAGGCAGGAUCUGAGUUCACGGGGCCGCAGCUGGAGGAGUUGCGUGAGCAGCCACGGACACCGCUGGGGAAGAGGACGCGAGGGGAAGACUCCGACGAAGAGGAGGAAGUGCCAGAGGAAGGCGAGAAUACGGGCCCCGGCAGGCAGGGUGGUGACAAGGGGAUGCCCUCGGGUGGGAGGAGGCGCUGUAGAGGAGGAGGCCUUCUAGAUAGCGGAUCCGGAAAACACUGAGGCUUUCGGCUCUGCAGGGUGAGAGACCUGUGGUGAUUCAGCCGGGAAACAGCUGCUGGAUGUGGACUUGGUGAGGAGGGGCAGGCUCUGCAGGGUGAGCUACCUGUGGUGAUUCAGCUGGUGGCUCAGGCCACUCACGAGAAAGCAGCAGCAGCGGUCAGUGGUCAGUGCUCGCUGAAAGCUCGUCGGGUACUUGGUUCUCCGGGAUCGCUGAGACAGGAAGCAGUACCUCGGAAAAGGAGAGCCAGGCUGGGAGGGUGAAGGCCUUUAUGACAGUGAGGAUGCUGCGUUCCUCGAUCGUGCCGCCUGGUUGAGAGGAAGCGACCCAAACAGGUGAAGAAAGCCGGAAAGACAGACGAGCAGCCAGACGGUUGAUCACCGGGCGCGCAGCUGAGAGAGGCAGGGCCCCGCCCCUCGGUGUCCCGGGGUCCUUUAGAUGCACUCAUGUCAGAAGUGGGGUCAGGAGGUUCACUGGACGGUGUGUCCCGGGAGAAACUGAGGAAGGACAGACAGAGACUUAAAGGGUCCAUAGAAGCUGGAAAGCCAGCCGAGAUUCCAGAACUGGAAGUCAGACUCCAGGGGCAGACGACAGAGCUAACCAGCUCACGUCGCCUCCCUCUGGUGCCGUGAAAGGAGGAGGCAGGUUCACAGUGAAAGCUGGCACUGUAGGGAGGUCACCCCCGAGUGCCCAGGGCUCCCUCCACCUCUCAUGAGCAAGGGGAGCCUGAAAUAGAAGAA